AUGGAUACUAAUUUUGUUAAUGAAGAAGAUAUUGUUUAUGAAGAGGACCUUAAUAUAGAGCCAAAUAAUAUAUCUCCACCUGAACCUAAGGAUGAUGAAAUAUAUAUUACAAAGUCUAUGACUGUUAAAACAAUUAUUCACUCAUUAACACCAGUUGAAUACCCACCAACAAGCGAAGAAGGUGUUGCAAUUAUUUACCAAAUUCAGGGAUGGAAUAAUAAAGAAGCGGCAUUUACAGAUAUUCAAUAUUCCAUGCCAAAAGAUCUACCUCGAUUAAUUCAACCGGCCUUAUAG
Molecule: messenger RNA, 294 nt
Organism: Rhizophagus irregularis DAOM 181602=DAOM 197198
Lineage: Eukaryota; Fungi; Glomeromycota; Glomeromycetes; Glomerales; Glomeraceae
Source: RefSeq, a predicted model, not a curated record